GGGUUGGGCAAUAUAUGGGGCACAUCUGGAAGGAACUUGCUGAAAGCCAAAGUCCUUUCGGGGAGCCUCUCUAAUCGUGCUGUAUGGAGCACCCCGCCUCCCAAAGAAACGCCGCUGACACGACACUCAUGCCAAUGGACACUUCGCUGCGGAUUUCGGGGCAUCUGGACUAACUGGAAAAAUACAUAUUUUCCAUCAAUUAUUGCAUUACAAAAUAGAUGGUGCCUGAGGAAAGAUGGUCCAGCUGAGGAAGUUAAACCGGGUGCUCCUGAUGUUGCUGAUUUUGAUGAUGUAUAUAAUCCUGUACAGCAAGGUUCACAAAGUCCAGCUCCCAAACGGCAAUACAGGAGAGUCGGGCGGAGUCAAGAUGGAGCCGGGAGUCACACACAAGGCAGCAGGUAGAGAGAAGCCGGAGGAGGCAGAGAUGUUGGAGAAGGUGGAGACUGUAGCACAGGUGGAGGAGGUGGACGGUAACGCCAUCCUGGUGGUCAUCUGCGCUGCCAAGGAGAGGAUGGGUGGUGCCAUGACAACCAUCAACAGUGUGCGCAGCAACACCGAGGCCAACGUGAUCUUCUACAUUGUCACCCUGCGCGACGCCGUCUCCUACACCCGACAGUAUAUUGAGAACUCCGAUCUGAAGAACAUCAAGUUUAAAAUCCUGGAGUUUAACCCAAUGGUUCUGAAAGGGAAGGUGAAAUCGGACUCCACCCGCCCCGACCUGAAGCACCCGCUCAACUUUGUCCGCUUCUACCUGCCGCUGCUUGUCAUCGGACACAAGAAAGUGAUCUACUUAGAUGAUGAUGUCAUUGUGCAAGGGGACAUACAGGACCUGUACAACACUAAACUGGACCCAGGACAUGCUGCUGCCUUCCCCACCGACUGCGACCUGCCGUCUGACGUGGUCCGUAGCAUGGGCAUGCAGACGACGUACAUGGGUUUCCUGGACUACAGGAAGAUGCAGGUGCGGGAUCUGGGGAUCAACCCGAGCGAGUGCUCCUUUAACCCCGGCGUGAUCGUGGUUGACGUGGAGGAGUGGAGGAGGCAGAAGAUCACCAAACAGCUGGAGGGCUGGAUGCAGAGCAACGUCAGGGACAACCUGUACACCAGCUCGAUGGCAGGAGGCGUGGCCACUCCCCCUAUGCUGAUCGCCUUCUACCAGAAGUACUCCGACAUCGACGCCAACUGGCACAUCGGACACCUGGGCUGGAGCCCUGACACUUGGUACUCCGAGGCUUUCCUGCAUACAGCUAACCUACUGCACUGGAACGGCCGGUUCAAACCCUGGGACUUCCCCUGUGUGCACAUGGAGCUGUGGGAGAAGUGGUAUGUCCCGGACCCCACGGGCAGAUUUGUAUUGGUACGACCCGAGAGCUGAGACAGAGGAGCAACAGCACAGCCGACGAACCACAGCAAGCUGGUGCUCUGGACAAGGGGUGGGGAGGGAGGCAGAGAGGUGGGGGAAGAGAAAGAAGACAGAGAAACAAUGAAGACUGUGAAAGAGUGAAAGAGAAUGUGUGAGAAUGAACAAAAGUGUGACCGCAAGUGUAAACCAAAGAAAGACGAAAUAACUAAGAGUGUGAAAGGGUGAAUAACUGAGAGUGCGAGAGAGGUAAUGACAAAGAGAAACGCAGAGCAUGGCGUCUCUACAUUUCCCUGGCCGGUCCUGCACAGCUGCAUGUGUGAAAUUCACAAGGAACAGUGUUCUGCAAAACACCACAUGGAGAAGAACCCAAGGGUUUGGAUCUUCACAGUACUGAACGGUUUACCCUGACUGCUGCACUCCCCGUCGCCUGCAGGGGGUGCUGCUCCCAUUCUGAACCACUUGGCAUGCUGGAAAACUCAGAACACUCUUUGUCAGGUAAUAUAAAUGAAAUCCACUAUGGACGGCACUCCGUGGGAGAACUGUUCGUUUUCAACCAUUUUAAGGACAUCCUGGCAUUAUUU
Molecule: messenger RNA, 1944 nt
Organism: Anguilla anguilla (European eel)
Lineage: Eukaryota; Metazoa; Chordata; Actinopteri; Anguilliformes; Anguillidae
Product: glycosyltransferase 8 domain-containing protein 2-like
Exons: 10
Coding region: 236-1375 (379 amino acids)
Cellular component (GO): Golgi apparatus
Molecular function (GO): glycosyltransferase activity
Source: RefSeq, a predicted model, not a curated record